Symbiodinium natans is the source of this 1161-nucleotide messenger RNA. The record is from the annotation of a GenBank genome assembly. Lineage: Eukaryota; Dinophyceae; Suessiales; Symbiodiniaceae.
AUGGAACCAAGUCCGCGCGCGGUGUACACCCUCCUGCGAAGAUGCAACUUCCCCGCGUCUGCUUCGGCCAACAUUGUGGCGUUUCUGCACAAGCCGCACCUCUUAGUUCAGCCCUACGACAAGAGCUGCAUAAAAGUCAUUUCGCUCGAAACUGGCAACCCUGUCAAGUCUAUCUCAGUGCAGCAUCUCGGCAACGCUGGUGCGAUCCUCCACGGCAUUUCGCAGACUUUGACCUGCCAAGCGGAAGGCCCCUGCGUACUUGAACGGAGCCAAAGCCCUGUUGGCUUUUGUGUGGCUUUGCACUUGGCAGCGGAUGGUCAGCAGGUGUGGCAAACCUUUCCAGACAGGACCAGCACAGGCCUUUCGGAUUGGAGGCUGUCCAUCCGAAAUACAGUGGCAGGGUUGCAGCCUGUGCUCGAGCGUGACCAAGAUGGUCUACACGUGCACCUCGGUUCAGUGGUCGGGUCUCUGCAAGGCCAAGGCCAACAAGGCCAAGGCUGGUUUGCCGUGGCAUCCUGGAUGCCAGGAAACAAGAUUGAAGUGACCAUCCUCAGCUCGCUCGGGCACCACAUCGGCAGGCUGGAAGCACACGGUUGGAGGCGAACCAGUCGAGGCGUCUUCAGCAUGCAUGCGGAGGGAGAUGUGCUCACCUUGCGAAGCACCUAUGACCACGGAGAGAUCUUUGCAGGCAUCAGUGUGUACAGGAUAGAUGUCCAGCAAGGCCAGAUCACCCGUGUGCCCGUUUACUAUCACGAUGAGAAUGUGGAGUGCAUGUCGUGCAACGCCACGCACUGUCUCCUGACGUGGGAGCACGAGGUCUUUGCAUAUGAGCUGGGCCAGAACUUUUGGGGCAGCCAGAGGGCGAUCAUCCCCAAAACUCCGCAGCGAACGAGAGGAGCCCACUUCCUUCAAGACCACGUGCUGCUUUGCACUUCGCGGUUCCCAGACUACAACUUUGCGCGUCAAGAUGAUGUCACGUUGGAUCUGAUCAACUGGUCAGCCACGGGGAAACUCUCCUUUCAGAAGCAGGUUCUGCAGGGAAAUCUGGAUGGAGGGCUCUUCGCUUGCAAUUUGCGCCGCGCUGACUGCCGAGGGCUUGAAAGAUUGAACCUGCCGGAGUCGACAACCGUGACAGGUUGGAGCAGCAUCUCCGAGAGAUAG